Messenger RNA from Bipolaris oryzae ATCC 44560, 1338 nucleotides. RefSeq lists its product as uncharacterized. The record is from RefSeq and is a predicted model, not a curated record. The transcript is spliced from 3 exons. The coding region runs from base 1 to 1338 and encodes 445 amino acids. Lineage: Eukaryota; Fungi; Ascomycota; Dothideomycetes; Pleosporales; Pleosporaceae.
AUGACGAACUCAUCUGAGGCUCUCACACAGAACGAGCUGAAUACAGCAAAAGAGAAGUUGCUUCGCGAAAAAGACAUCCAACGUGAAGAAGAACGACUGGAAGAGCAGAAGCGAUGGCUCGCCACGAAACGCUUGAUGCUGCAUGGGCAGUACAGCGAUUGGCUGAACGAUACCAUCGUCAAUCGCACUAUAAUCCCGUACUGCAAGAGCUGGAAUCAAAACAUUGCAGCGCAAAUGCAAGAUCGUCUGCCACGAGAGAUCCGAGACAUGAUAUACCAGCACUUAUGGGACUACGAUCCCGACAGAACAUCCCCCCAUCUGAUGGCGCGACAGCAUGUCAAGCAACACUACACUUUCACAUGCCCCUACUGUCCACCGGAUACAAUCGCUAUGUUUCCACGCAUUCUAGACAUUGCUCAAUGCAUGUUCCGUGCAGAACAUGGCGAUCUCAGUCAGUUGUUUGACCAGUCUGCUCUCCCACACUAUCUGUCCCCGGACUACAUCGGCGAGCUUACUGCACACGAGAUCGGGGUGUCAUUCUACAAGUCUCUCAACGAAGAAAAUCUCUUACAAUGCCAAUCGAGCCGCAUUAAGUCAGUCCUGCAAAACGAUGCUUUUUAUCUCGGCCUCCCUACAAGUGAAUUGAUCCGAAGUCUGACAGUUCAUUGCAAUAUUGAUCGCUACCGUACUCCGCCACAGAAACACUCACUUUCUUCCAAGUGUAGACAUACCUUGAGCGAAACAGCACUAGUUCGCAGUGAGUUAUUGAAGGAAGACUUCGCUAGCUUACUUGAUAUCAAGAACAAGAAGGGCUUCAAACUUCACGUUAUCAUGCACCAAUGCUACAUUCGUUUAAAUGUUCUAGAGGAAGUGAUCGAAGCACUCCGGCCGGUUUUGGAGAGCUUUGCACAGGAUGACUCUUCUCUCACAAUAACCUGGACCUAUCGUGGGCACUGGGAUAAUGCAAUGGGUCCCCCUUGUUAUCAACUUGUUUCUUGUGAAAUUACGCACGCCUUGGAAGCAUCCAAUGACCCGUUGUUAGACGACCCAGAAUGGAAAUGGGAUCUAUACGAAGUCUUGGAUCAGGCCGAAGACAUCAUUUUGCCGGAACACGCAAAGUUUGAUGUCGAGCCUGUCAAUAUUUCAAAGGCGUCAAAUCGCAGCGCGAUCAACCGUUUUGUGCACAAUAUGUACGAUUUGGGCGAGAUCAACAAUUUGACUGCGAGGAACGUCAUCGCUCAGGGUACAGAUGUUCCAUCCGAGUCCGAAGCAGACUCUGAUGCUAGUGAUGGCUGCAAAUUCGGUCUUUGUGCUCAUGAAGAUGAUGAAGAACUUUGA